Molecule: messenger RNA, 1281 nt
Organism: Lodderomyces pseudojiufengensis
Lineage: Eukaryota; Fungi; Ascomycota; Pichiomycetes; Serinales; Debaryomycetaceae
Exons: 2
Coding region: 1-1281 (426 amino acids)
Molecular function (GO): monoacylglycerol lipase activity
Source: RefSeq, a predicted model, not a curated record
AUGGUCGACACUCAUCUAGUCAUCUUGGUCCAUGGAGUCUGGGGUAAUUCUUCACAUGUAUCAUAUCUUGAAAAGACAAUUAAUGAAGAAAUUAAACCAACUAAUGGAGAAAAAUUAUUUGUUUAUAAAACUGGUUCACAUUCUGGUUAUCUUACAUAUGAUGGAAUAGAUGUUAAUGGUAAAAGAAUAACUGAUGAAAUAUUAGAACAAACUUCCAUAUUAAAUUCUCAGGGUGAUAAAGUUACAAAAUUUUCAAUUAUUGGUUAUUCAUUAGGUGGAUUAAUUUCAAGAUAUGCAAUUGGAAUAUUACAUAGUAGACAAUAUUUUGAAAAUAUCAAACCAAUAAAUUUUGUAACAUUUUGUACACCUCAUAUUGGUGUAUCAAAUCCUCAAACUCAAAAUUUUUCAGUAAGAUUAUAUAAUAAUAUAGCACCAUUUUUUUUAGCUAUAACAGGAUCACAAUUUUUUUUAAAAGAUAAAGUUGGAGAAUUUAAUAAACCUUUAUUAGUUUGGAUGGCUGAUCAUAAUUCAAAAUUUUAUCAAGCUCUUUCUAAUUUUAAAUAUAAAUCGUUAUAUGCAAAUGUUGUAAAUGAUAAAAGAUGUUCAUGGUUUACGUCAUCAAUAUCAUCAGAUGAUCCAGUUAAUUCAAUGUAUAAUAAAUCCCCUAAAAAUAUUGAAUGUUCAUAUAUUAAAGGUUAUGAACCAAAUUUAAUAGAUUAUCUGAAACCUUUACAUUUUAUUCAACGAGAUACAAAACAAAUUAAUUAUGAUGAAAGACCUCCCAUAGUAAGAUUUUUUUGGAAAACUUUAAAUUGGAUAAAAGUUAUUGGUUCAUUAAUUAUUUAUACACCAUUUUGGGCAUUAUCAUUUUUAAUAUCAUCCAUUUUUCAAAGAAUAAAAUUAAGUUCAAGAUUACGUAAAUUUAAUAAUAAUACAGAUAAUAAAUUAAAUCAUUUAUAUGAAUAUAAUGAAGAUACUUCAUUUUUAACUGAUUUAAGUAAUAAAUUUGAAGAUGAACAAGAUACUUUAGUUGAAGAUAUGUAUAAUGCAAUGAAUUACAAAGUAAGUCAUUCAAAAAUUUUCCCCAAGAUAAAAUUAGAUUCAAAUCAAUCAUUUAUAGUUGAAAAAUUAAAUUCAAUUAAAUGGAAUAAAUAUCCAAUUAUUUUAAGACAUACUACUGCAACUCAUGCUGCUGCUAUUGUUAGACAUGCUGAUCCUAAUUUUGAUGAAGGAAAAGUUGUCGUUGGUCAUUUUAUUGAUAAUGUAUUUAAAUUGGAAUAG